AUGGGAAAACAUCCUGAACAUUCUAUUGAUGAUGAAGAAGUAGAAGAAGAAGAAUUAGAUGAAACAGAAUUUAUUGUUGAAAAAAUUCUUGAUCGAAAAGUUGUCAAUGGUGAAGUUUAUUAUUUUUUAAAAUGGAAAGGUUUCGAUGAUUCUGAAAAUACAUGGGAACCUGAAAUGAAUCUUGAUUGUCCAGAAUUAAUUGCUGAUUUUCAUAAACGAUCUAGUACUCAAUUAAAAAAACCUUCAAAUGAAACAACAAUUGAAAGUAAUACAACAACAACAACAACAACAAAUAACAAUACUAAUAAUAAUAUUAAUAAUAAUAAUAAUAAUAAUACUUCAAAUAAACGAAGAUCCCGUGAUAGUACUGAUCAACAACAACAAGAAUCUUCGAAUACAACAAAAAAAUCCAAACGUACAAGUGAUUUUGGUUAUGGACGUGGACUUGAAAUUGAAAAAAUUCUUGGAGCAACUGAUGUCUAUGGUGAAUUAAUGUUUUUAAUCAAAUGGCAAUUAACAGAAAAACCCGAAUUAGUACCCGCUAGAAUCGCUAAUGUUAAAAGUCCUCAACAUGUCAUUCGUUUUUAUGAAGAUCGUUUAACAUGGGCUAAUACAGAUGAAAAUACAUCAAUUCAUCAAGAAAAACAGUAG
Molecule: messenger RNA, 651 nt
Organism: Rotaria sordida
Lineage: Eukaryota; Metazoa; Rotifera; Eurotatoria; Philodinida; Philodinidae
Source: the annotation of a GenBank genome assembly